Molecule: messenger RNA, 756 nt
Organism: Xyrauchen texanus (razorback sucker)
Lineage: Eukaryota; Metazoa; Chordata; Actinopteri; Cypriniformes; Catostomidae
Product: acyl carrier protein, mitochondrial-like
Exons: 5
Coding region: 25-486 (153 amino acids)
Biological process (GO): fatty acid biosynthetic process
Cellular component (GO): mitochondrion
Molecular function (GO): acyl binding; acyl carrier activity
Source: RefSeq, a predicted model, not a curated record
CAUUGUGGGAGCGUAGUGUCAAACAUGGCGGCGCGCAACUUUGCCCGGUUUGUCCCAUCACUGAACCAAGUAUUUAUUAACCGUGUCAAUAAUGCUGCGAUAUUAACAGCAGUUCCGCUCAUUCACGGAAGAACAUUCUCACACCUGACUAAUGGACACAAGUCUUCGCUGGCGCAGAUCUCUGCCAAUACGCUUCACGUCUCUCAGUGGAGGCAGUACAGUGAUUUGCCCCCAUUAACUCUACAGAGUGUCCAUGACCGUGUGCUCUAUGUGCUGAAGCUGUAUGACAAAAUCAACCCUGAGAAGCUCCAGGCUACAUCUCACUUCAUGAAGGACUUGGGAUUGGACAGUUUAGAUCAGGUGGAGAUCAUCAUGGCCAUGGAAGAUGAAUUUGGUUUUGAGAUCCCUGAUACUGAAGCAGAGAAGUUGAUGACACCACACGAGAUCAUUCAGUACAUCGCUGACAAGAAAGAUGUCUAUGAAUGAGAAUGACAAAUUAUUGCAAAGAGAAUCCUGUCACAUGACAAACACCAUGGAUGUUUUGUCACAAACUGCUCUUUUUUUCUUCUGUUUUUCUUUUUGUAUUUAGAUAAAUCUGUGUUCAUAAUUUUGUUUUUGGUUGCUUGUAAUGUUCAGGAUGGCAUAAUUUUCUGCUAGAUGCAUUAACAAGCUCCUUAUUCAUACAAUAAGUGUGUGAACGUAAUGUGAAUAAUUCAUAUGAUACUACAAUAAUAAAGAGAUUAAAUCACUUUUAAA